GUAAAGUAUAUAUAGAAGGGCCUGAAAAAGAGAAUCAAUACCAAAAAAGCCCCACACUUUACUAGUACACUGCUCUGUCUCUCUUAUCGUUCUUGCAGCUUUUUCUUUCUUUCUCGGGCUCUGGAAAAUUGGUAUCUCAGCCUCUGGAAAUUGAGCUACCCCCAGGAAGAACUAUGUAUGUUAUCUGGAUACAGGCAUGUAUAAGAACCAAUUGCAAGAGUUGGCUCAGAGAAGUUGUUUCAAUUUGCCCUCUUAUUCGUGCAUCCGGGAAGGUCCAGAUCAUGCCCCUCGAUUCAAAGCAACUGUCAACUUCAAUGGAGAUACUUUUGAAAGUCCUACAUUUUGCACUACCCUUAGACAGGCAGAACAUGCUGCAGCAGAGGUAGCAUUGAACACACUUGCAAGAAGAGGACCUUCCAGAGCAUUGGCUGCAAGAGUAUUGGAUGAAACUGGAGUUUACAAGAACUUGCUUCAGGAGACUGCUCACAGAGCUGGUUUGAACCUUCCUGUUUAUACUACUGUUCGAUCUGGACCAGGCCACGUUCCUGUUUUCUCAUGUACUGUUGAGCUAGGAGGAAUGAAUUUUAUUGGGGAUCCAGCUAGGACAAAGAAACAAGCUCAGAAAAAUGCUGCCAUAGCUGCUUGGACAUCCCUGAAAAGACUGGCUCAACGUGAUUCAUCUUCUCCCUCAAUGGAGUCCCAAGGCAUUGAGGAACAGGAACAAGUCAUUAUUUCUCGUAUUCUUGGACAUUUGCGUCCAUCUGAUCCUAAGAACCCUCGAAAUGAUCGCAGACAUGGACAACAUGGAUACACUCCCAUCUGCAACAAUUCUACCCUGCCAACGCCAAGCCUAUAUCCGAUGCAAUUCCAUCACUGGGCUUAUUCUAAUUAUUCCCCUGAACUAGCCAUGUAUCAAUUGUGGCAGCAAGAGCAGUUACUACAGCAACAAAACCGAUUGUUGGCGCUUCCUGUUUUACCAGCUGUUCCAUCCAUUCCUCAAAUGUAUCCAUUUAUGCAAUCCAUGCUUCACCCAGAUCACCAUCUUUACUUUCCAUCAAGAGAGGAAGAGUCAACCUCUGUUGGACCGAAAUUUACAAUCUCUACUUCUGGCCCAUCAUUCUGCUUCUCAAACCAUUUGGUUCCUAAUCCAAUCAGGGGCAAGUCCACAGUGACUAUUCAAGAGAUACAGGAAGAAAAAUCAGAAGAAUCAGCUGAGUACUCUCCAUCUGUAGUGCCAGUUCCCUUUGGUCUUGGAAACAGUACAACUGAACUAAGAGUCCAGGAACAAGUGCGGGAUGACAAACAAAAGCUUGUCGAGUUGGGAAGCAGAAUUGAAAACCUUCAGCUGGAAGGGAACCAAACUGGGCAAUCUGAAUGGGGUAACCCAGGGACCAUGGAUUCUAGUUUCAAGCCAGUGGAUUUUGGGUUACAAAAUCCUCCAAGAAUGAGUCCUCCUAGAAGUCUUAGACCACCAUCUGCUGCAGAUCCUGUACUGAUCAGAACUGUAAGACCGUCUUCCUCAUUAGGAUCUAGACCGUCUAGACCACAGAAUUUGCCAACCAGGUUUCCUGCUCCACCAAGAAUGAGAGCUGGAAUCCCUUCAUAUUCAGCCACACCCACGCUUCAAAGAAUGGAAUUUGGCAGACCAAGACCUAGCUUCAUGGCACCAGCUGUUCGAAUUAGGUCAGUUGUACCAGUUUGUUCAGCUCCACCAGCAAGAAGCAUGCAAAGUUCCAGCCAGGAGACUGUGAUACCCAACAUGGAGAAGAAAGAUACCAGUCAACACGACAUGUCAAAAUCAAGUUAAGAGCUUCAUUUUCUUCAUAUAUGAACCAAGUAUAGGUAAUACAGAAAGUCCUUUUGAAUUUGGAUAGUUUCUGGUGUGAGCAAUAGGGCGGUUCAGGAGAAGCAAUUGGUGCUUCUACAAAACUAAAUAAUUCAAUAAAUGAGUAGCUUUUUUGGGAGUACCUGUAUAAAUUUGACAUUGGUUUGGUUAGCUUAAUCAGGGUUCAGACAUUCA
Messenger RNA from Rosa rugosa (rugosa rose), 2020 nucleotides. Its product is annotated as double-stranded RNA-binding protein 2-like. The record is from RefSeq and is a predicted model, not a curated record. The transcript has 4 exons. Bases 197 to 1807 code for a protein of 536 amino acids. Gene Ontology annotation, molecular function: double-stranded RNA binding. NCBI's taxonomy places the organism in Eukaryota, Viridiplantae, Streptophyta, Magnoliopsida, Rosales, Rosaceae.